Ostreobium quekettii is the source of this 1386-nucleotide messenger RNA. NCBI's taxonomy places the organism in Eukaryota, Viridiplantae, Chlorophyta, Ulvophyceae, Bryopsidales, Ostreobiaceae. The record is from the annotation of a GenBank genome assembly.
AUGUCGAAGUCCAAGGGGCUGAGGGAACAGAAUCUGGAGACGCUGGACCCCAGCAAGUUGACGCCGCUGUCGAUCGACGUGAUCAGCCGCCAGGCGACUAUCAACAUCGGCACUAUUGGCCAUGUCGCUCAUGGGAAGUCCACCCUUGUGAAGGCCAUCUCGGGUGUGCACACUGUGCGUUUCAAGAAUGAGAUGGAGCGCAACAUCACCAUCAAGCUUGGCUAUGCCAAUGCCAAGAUCUUCAAGUGUUCCAACCCCCAGUGUGAGCGCCCCGACUCCUAUGUCGCAUAUGGAAGCUCCAAGGAGGACGUGUUCAACUGCGACAAGUGUGGGGGCACGUACGAGCUUGUGCGCCAUGUGUCCUUUGUGGACUGCCCUGGGCACGAUAUUUUGAUGGCCACAAUGCUUAAUGGGGCGGCCGUCAUGGAUGGUGCACUGCUGUUGAUCGCAGCCAACGAAGCCUGUCCCCAGCCACAGACAUCUGAACACCUGGCUGCGGUGGAGAUCAUGAGGCUGAAGGAUAUCAUCAUUGUCCAGAACAAGGUGGACCUGAUCAGCCAAAGCACUGCUGCAAACCAGCAUGAGUCAAUUCAUCAAUUCAUCCAAGGCACGAUCGCGGAUGGUGCACCAGUGAUUCCAAUCUCUGCCCAGCUCAAAUACAAUGUUGAUGUGGUUUGCGAGUACAUAGUGAAAAAGAUACCCAUCCCUGUCAGGGACUUUGUGUCACCACCACAAAUGAUUGUCAUUCGUUCUUUCGAUGUCAACAAACCGGGUUCUGAAGUCGAGGAGCUGAAGGGUGGGGUUGCUGGUGGCAGCAUACUUCAGGGCGUGUUGCGACUAGGGCAGGAGAUCGAAAUCCGGCCAGGAAUCCUGACAAAGGAUUCGCAAGGCGAACCUGUUUGCGUGCCCAUCCGUUCAAGGAUCGUCUCACUGUUUGCUGAGAAGAACGAAUUGUCAUAUGCGGCACCUGGGGGCCUAAUUGGAGUUGGAACAACGAUCGACCCUACCCUCACACGUGCUGAUCGCCUGGUCGGACAAGUCCUUGGGGAGGUGGGUGCCCUGCCAAGCGUCUUCAAGGAGCUGGAGAUAAACUUCUUCUUGCUGCGUAAGCUCCUGGGCGUCCGCACAGAGAAGGGCCAGAAGCAGAGCAAGGUGUCCAAACUGACAAAGAACGAGGUGCUCAUGCUCAACAUUGGGUCCAUGUGCACGGGGGCUAAGGUGGUGGCUGUGAAGAAGGAUCUGGCAAAGCUGAAGCUCACUGUGCCUGUGUGCACCAAGGAGGGCGAGAAGGUGGCCCUCAGCCGGCGGGUAGACAAGCACUGGCGGCUGAUUGGGUGGGGACAGAUCCAAAACGGCGGACCUGCAGAGGUUCAAGAGAUGCAGUGA